AUGGACUUACUACGGAAAACUUAUUCACCAGAUCCAAUUGACUUCUAUGAAGCAGAUAUCAAAUUAACCAAAAAUGAUCGUAUGGAACUUCAUCAUGAAAUUAACAAAAUUCUUACAAAUGCAGGUGUUGUCUCAUUAGGGGUUGGAAUUGUGGGAUUCACAUUACCAAAAUUCUAUACCCAAUAUAUCUCCCAUAAACCAAUGGGAGUGUUCCAACCAUUAGUAUCGAUGAUUAUUGGAUCUGCAGCAUUGUUGGGUAGUCAUAAUUAUGUAUGUAAAUCAGAAUAUGAACGACGAAUAGAUAAUUUGAAGAUGUUACAAAAUAAAAGAAUCACCGAGGUUUGGAAACAUAUGGAUCCCGAUAGGUUUGAAUUUUAUGCUCAUUAUUAUUUGACUAGUGCUCAAAAUCCAAAGCUUAUAUUAAGAGAUCCAAGACUUGCUGAUCGAAAGUAUUCUCAAUUUCCACCAAUACUGCCGAAACAAGCAGAAGAUAAGAUAGAGCAGGAGGUGCAAGUACCGGAAUUGACAUUGCCACAAUGGCAAGAUACAACAGUGUCACAUGCGAAACGUCAGAUUGCGGAUCCAUAUUUUGAGAUAAGUGGAAUGUCACUAGGAGUUGAUAAUCCAAAAUUGAUCGAUAAGAGCCAAUUUAAGAAAGAAAGUUCAUCCCUGAACUUCUUAAAAGCUGAAAGUGAUUCUUUUCUUACUCCAGAGGAAGAAUCAACUAAUCAAAUGUCUGUAUGGGAAAGAAUUCGGAAUUCUUCUAGAUAA
Messenger RNA from Hemisphaericaspora subhashii, 771 nucleotides. RefSeq lists its product as uncharacterized. The coding region runs from base 1 to 771 and encodes 256 amino acids. The record is from RefSeq and is a predicted model, not a curated record. The transcript has a single exon. NCBI's taxonomy places the organism in Eukaryota, Fungi, Ascomycota, Pichiomycetes, Serinales, Debaryomycetaceae.